Messenger RNA from Onychomys torridus (southern grasshopper mouse), 3284 nucleotides. RefSeq names its product WD repeat, sterile alpha motif and U-box domain containing 1 (gene Wdsub1). Gene Ontology annotation, biological process: protein ubiquitination. The transcript has 11 exons. NCBI's taxonomy places the organism in Eukaryota, Metazoa, Chordata, Mammalia, Rodentia, Cricetidae. Gene Ontology annotation, molecular function: ubiquitin-protein transferase activity; protein binding. The coding region runs from base 216 to 1646 and encodes 476 amino acids. The record is from RefSeq and is a predicted model, not a curated record.
GUGACCCGGCGAGCCAGGCCGUACCCACUGAGCAGCCCUGCCCGGAGGCCCAGCCUCCAGGCUCCGGUGGUGCAGCCUGGGUGACCCAGAGCCCCGCGGUGCGCGCGCUGUGCUGGCGUGACCUGGGCCGGGGCCGAGGCGCGCGGGGAGGAGCCGCCCCGAGGCGGGACGCGCAGUUCGGGUGCGAGGGAAGCUGUCUUCCCUGCGUGAGGAACAUGGUGAAGCUGAUUCGCACACUGGCAGACCACAGCGAUGAUGUCAGCUGCUGUGCCUUCUCUUCGUCCCUCUUGGCUACCUGCUCCCUGGACAAAACCAUUCGCCUGUACUCCCUGAGUGACUUCUCGGAACUGCCACAUUCCCCCUUGAAGUUUCACACCUACGCUGUCCACUGCUGCUGUUUCUCUCCCUCAGGACACAUUUUGGCAUCAUGUUCAACAGACGGUACCACAGUGCUUUGGAGUGCGCACAGCGGACAGUCCCUGACGGUGAUGGAGCAGCCGGGUGGCAGCCCUGUGCGGGUUUGCUGCUUCUCGCCGGACUCGGCUUACCUGGCCUCGGGGGCGGCCGAUGGAUCUGUUGUCUUGUGGAAUGCGCAGUCCUACAAAUUAUAUAGGUGUGGUGGUGUCAAGGAUGGCUCCUUGGUGGCCUGUGCGUUCUCUCCUGAUGGAAGCCUCCUUGUCACUGGCUCCUCUGGUGGAGAUUUAACAGCCUGGGAUAAUCGAAUGCGGUGUCUGCACAAUGAGAAAGCUCAUGACCUGGGGAUUACCUGCUGUGACUUUUCCCCACGGCCCCUUUCUGGUGGAGAACAAGCCCUUCAGUUUUACCGAUUGGCAUCAUGUGGUCAGGAUUGUGAAAUCAAACUCUGGGUGGUUUCUUUUACCCCUGUCUCAGGCUUUGAAUUAAAAUAUAAAAGUACACUACGUGGGCACUGUGCCCCUGUUCUGGCUUGUGCUUUUUCCUAUGAUGGACAGAUGCUUGUGUCAGGGUCUGUGGAUAAGUCUGUCAUCAUAUAUGAUACCGGCACCCAGAGUGUGCUGUACACAUUGACUCAGCAUACCAGGUAUGUCACAACUUGUGCCUUUGCACCCAACACCCUCUUACUUGCUACUGGCUCGAUGGACAAGACACUGAACAUUUGGGAGUUUGACCUGGAAACACCUCGCCAAGCAGGAAGCACGGGCGAGCAGCAGAAGCCACUGAUUGAAGACUGGUCAGAGGAGGACGUCUCGGCAUGGCUCCGUGCUCAAGGCUUGGAAGAGCUCGUCGGUGUUUUCCAGAUGAACAACAUUGACGGAAAAGAACUACUGCAUCUCACAAAGGAGAGUCUGGCUGGCGAUUUGAAAAUUGAAUCUCUAGGGCUACGCAGCAAAGUGUUGAGGAGUAUCGAAGAGCUCAGGACCAGGAUGGACUCCCUUUCUUCUGGAAUCCCUGAUGAGUUUAUCUGUCCGAUAACUAGAGAGCUUAUGAAGGAUCCCGUCAUAGCAUCAGAUGGCUAUUCCUAUGAGAGAGAAGCCAUGGAAAGCUGGAUCCACAAAAAGAAACGCACGAGCCCCAUGACAAACCUGGUUCUUCCUUCACUGGUACUGACACCAAACAGGACUCUGAAAAUGGCCAUCAAUCGAUGGCUAGAGACACAUCAGAAAUGAAUUCAUCCAUAGGUUAUCGGAUACGUUUCCAGUGAUGUCAUCCAAUGCUAAGCAGGCAUUACAACAGCAAAUAGAAGGAAAAGACAUGUGAAAUUCAGUUACUUUUAAAACUGUAAAUCGUCCUUAAGACACAGAAUUAUAUAUCUAAUGUCACUGCUGUUUCUGUAAAAGUGAAAAUAUUUUUGCACCAAUGGGAAAACAUGUAGAAAUAAAACUUUGCUGCGACUUUAAAUUGCAAUGCCUAACAGUUAUUAGGUGUAGGCCACAUCCUGGAGUAGUCUAGAGUCUAUGGCUGUUUCCAUUUGGAUAGCAGCCAUUCCAUAGUUUUCAGUGAGCUUUAGAAUAGAAUUUUCACAAUAUAAUUGUAAAUUCUUUAAUAAAUUGUAAAAAAAAUUACUCCAGGCAUGUUGAAUAGGAAUUUUGUUGGGUUCUAAAUUUGUAUACUAUAAGGAUUUUCCCCCCAUUAUUCAACCUCAGAUGUAAAGUAGCUCAGCUAGUCAAUUUAACUUUGCUGAAAUAUAUCAAGUGGCAAACUUCCUCCCAGUGUGUGAGAAUGUGUGUCCAGGCAGCUAGCCCAGCACCUGUUACACCACCAGCACCAUGUCUGCCUCCGUUACACGGGACCUGAAGUUCAGGAAGGCAGUCUGCACUGACCUCUCAGAUGCCUGCCUAAAGUUGUUCCCCAGGGCGGGGAGUAGAACACUCUGUCUUUAGCCUUUGUCCUGUUCACUCAGGCCCCCAAACACCCACCAAGUAUCCAAGAACAUUAGAGUUAAGAAAUAGGCCAUACCCUGGGAAUCCCGGGUAUGGACCUGGCCCAUAUCCAUGGCCUAGUCAGUAUUUCAUAAAGCCUCUUAUUUACUAAAAUUUAUUUCUGGUCAGACUGGUGAAUCUCUGAACAACCUCAGACCAUAACAGUACUGGUACCAGAUACAUAUGGUACCAGGACUGCAUCAGAGAGCUCUUUCAAGAUGCAGCACCAAAUUACAUUAAUCAGGGGUUUAUAAAGACAAAAUUCACAAGGCACAGACUUCCUGCAUUCAUGCAACCAGGGGCAAGCACAUAUCCUGAUGUGUUUCUUGCCUACAUAGAGUCAGGGGCAAGCAAGCUUGUUUACAGAAGGGAAGACACAAGGUUUGUAUAAGACCAGGCAAUGACAGGAACAGCCCCCAGCAUUCUGGGAAGUUAUCUGUCCUCGGGCAAGUGGGGCUUACAGGUUAGAGGCAUUUUUGUUUUAUAGUUUGUUCUCUUUAAGCACAGUAAUUUUAAACUUUUAAGCAUAAUAUUCACCAUCAGAGUCUCGUUUCUUCUCUACUGUGCUUUGCCUUCAUCUCAAAUGUUUUUUGUCUGUUAAUUUACGGUUUUGUUUUUUGAGACUGACUUUUGCUCUGUUGUCUAGAUUGGUCCUGCAAUGGCCAUGUAGCGGAGGUUGGUUGAAAUUUGCAAUCCUCCUGCAAGCUGAAAUGACAAGAUUAUGUCAUCAAACCCUGCCCCAGCCUCCUAAUUACUGACAUCUCUGGCUGGCCUAAUCAAACUUCUGUUAUUUUUUCUUUCCAUGGUUUGUUUACUUCAGACUGGUAUUUCUGGCUUUUUAAGAUAUUUUUUUAAGGUUUUAUUUCACCUGGGUGUGGUCCCUUG